GGGGGCCUCGCAGGCCCCGCUCCGCCCGCAGAGUCCGAUGGCGGCGGCCGCGCCGAGGCGCCCGGCGGAGGACAUGGACUUUGAGGACGUGGCCAUUGCCUUCUCCCAGGAGGAGUGGGGGCUCCUGGAUGAGGCUCAGAGACUUCUGUACUGCGAGGUGAUGCUGGAAGUGUUUGCACUCGUGGCAUCCGUAGGUUGUGGGCAUAAGACGGAAGAUGGCGAGACCCCUUCUGAGCAGAGUGUGUCUGUAGAAGGACAGUCACAGGUCAGGGCGUCUGAGACGGCUCCAGCAGCCCAGAGGACCCGCCCCUGUGAGCGCUGUGUCCCAGCCUUGAAAGCUGUUCUGCGCCUGACUGAGUGCCAAGCAGCCAACCUUGAGCAGAGAGCCUUCUCCAGUGAAGCACGUGUGAGAGGCUGCUGUUUCCCUGCAAACCCUCACCGGCAGCAGAGGGAAGCCGGUGCCGAGGAGCCCUGGGAAGAGGCCGUGGACAGGCCCUCGCGUGUGACCCGGUGCAGCUUCUGCGUAUCAGGGCCACCUUCCGCCCGUGGGAAGGUUGGGGAGGGCUUCCCGGCCACCUCAGGCCUUCAUCAGCACCAGGCCCCUUGUGAUACUGAAGAGCCACACGAUGGUAGUGAGAGCGGGCAGGCCUUUCCCAGUGGAGAAAAUCGUCUCCAUUCAGGUGAAUGUGAAAAAGCUGCCAGCCCACACCAGAACCUUGUUCAACGUCAAAGCGACUGUUCUAGAAGAGGGCUUCACGAGAGCAGCCAGUGUCAAAAAGCCUUUAGACACAUCUUUAACCUUCAGCACAGAAGGGUUCACACCGAAGAAAAGUCUCAGGAGUGUAGGGGUUAUGGGAAGUCCUUCAGCAACAACUCUGACCUCCCUGAACACCAGACAGAGCGCACUGAAGAGGAGCCGUAUGAGUGCAGUACUUGUGGGAAAUGCUUUAGACAGCGCACGAACCUUAUUCAACACCAAAGACUUCACUCUGGAAAAAAUGCUUUUGAGUGCGGUGAAUGUAGGAAGUCUUUUCGCUUCAAAUGUUACCUCCUCAUACACCAGAGAAUUCACACUGGAGAAAAGCCUUAUGAGUGUAGGGAUUGUGGGAAGUCCUUUAGCCAAAGCUCUGCCCUUUUUAAACACCAGAAAAUUCACACUGGUGAAAAGCCAUAUGAGUGUAGUGAUUGUGGGAGAUGCUUUACCUACAAAUGUAUCCUCGUUAAUCACCAGAAAAUCCACACUGGAGAAAAGCCAUAUGAGUGCAGUAAGUGUAGCAAAUCGUUCAGACGACGCUCCCACCUUAUUCAGCACCUUCGCGUUCAUUCUGAAGCAGAGCCGUAUGAAUGGGGUGAAUCUGGGAAGUCCUUCAGCGAUACCUCCAGCUUCCUUCAACACAGUAGAAAAAUACCUUAUGGGUGUAGUGAAUGUGGGAAAUAUUUUAGCUGCAAAUCUGACCUCCUUAGACACCAGAGAGUUCACACUGGAGAAAAGCCAUAUGAGUGUAGUGAUUGUGGGAAGUACUUUAGAGAAAGCUCUGCCCUCAUUAAACACCAGAGAGUUCACACUGGAGAAAAGCCAUACGAGUGUAGUCACUGUGGGAACUCUUUCAGCCAAAGCUCUAACCUCGUUAAACACCAGAGGGUUCACACUGGAGAAAAACCUUACGAGUGUAGUGAUUGUGGGAAGUCCUUCCACCAACGCUCUGCCCUCACUCAACACCAGAGAGUUCAUACUGGAGAAAAGCCGUAUGAGUGUAGUGAUUGUGGGAGAUGCUUUAGCAACAAAUGUAUCCUCAUUAAUCACCAGAGAGUUCACACUGGAGAAAAGCCGUACGAGUGUAGUACGUGUAGAAAACCAUUCAGACAACACUCCCACCUUAUUCAACACCUCCGCGUUCAUUCUGAAGAGAAGCCUUAUGAGUGUGGCAAGUGUGUGAAGUCUUUCAGCAGUACCUCCAGCUUCCUUCAACACCUGAGUGUGCACUCUACAGAAAGGCCUUAUCAGUGUAGUGAAUGUGGGAAAUCUUUUAGCUACAAAUGUCACUUCAUUAGGCAUCUGAGAGUUCACACUAGAGAAAAGCCUUGAGUGUCAAUUUUGUAAUAAGUCCUUCAUCCGAAGCACUAGACUCAUUGAACACCAGAGAGUACACACUGCAGAGCAGCUGCAUAUGUGCAGUGUUUGUGGGAAAGGUUUUAGGUGGAAAUCUGACCUCGCUCUUCACCAGAGCAUUCGUACUGGGGAAAGGCCAUAUGAAGGGGGUGAAUGUGGGAAAUUCUUUAGAGAACACCCCUGCCUUGUUUGACACUACCGAGUUCAUUUGGCAGAAAAUGCUGAGUGUGGCAAAUGUUUUAACUAGAGGUCGGGCUUCCCUCAACACCAGGGAGUUCACACUGGAGAAAAGACCUUAUGAGUGUAGUGUAUGUGGGAGAUAUUUUUGCUGCAAAUCCCACCUCUUUAAACACCAGAGGGCUCAGAGUGGAGAAAAUCCUUAAAUGUGCUGAGGAUGUUAUAUUUCCUCACUCAGUGGAGCAACACUGGAGGAAACUUUGAGAACUCUUCAUCUGAAUUUAAACAUUUUUUAGUGGAACAUACAAUGUGUUGGAUUUCUCAACAGUUUCAGGGGAUCCAGCCAGCCACCUGGGCAUGUGCCCUGACCUCCGAGGUCAGAUUUCUACCUGGUGCACAGGUCAAUGCUUAACCACUGAGACACUGGCUGGGCACUAGUGCGCCUUUAAUGAGCUGCAUUGCACUCUCUAAGCUGCCCAGGGCUAAUACCGGAUUGAUGUCAAUUUUUGUGGCUAAAGAUUUCAAAGAGGAAGGAGGAGGGAGAUAGAAACAUCAGUGAUGAGAGAGAAUCUUGUAUCGGCUGCCUCCUGCACACCCCCUACUGGGGAUCGAGCCUGCAACUGGGGCAUGUGCCCUUGACUGGGAUUGAACCCAGGACCCUUCAGUUCACAGGCCGAUGCUCUGUCCACUGAACAACACUGGCCAGGGCCCUCUGUUAUUUCUGCUUGACAGCAUCCUCAUUCCUUUCACUCCGACUAGAGAAUGGACCCAAACCAGCCGACAAGCGUUACUUGUGUGGCUUUUAUUAGAUGGUGUGUGUUUAAGUCUAUUGACCUAUGUGUAGCACUCACCUCUGUGCUCACUGAAAGAUGGCUUAUUAAAGUGUUAAUGUUUUAUAUA
Messenger RNA from Eptesicus fuscus (big brown bat), 3187 nucleotides. RefSeq names its product zinc finger protein 883-like. The coding region runs from base 38 to 2086 and encodes 682 amino acids. Lineage: Eukaryota; Metazoa; Chordata; Mammalia; Chiroptera; Vespertilionidae. Gene Ontology annotation, molecular function: DNA-binding transcription repressor activity, RNA polymerase II-specific. Gene Ontology annotation, biological process: negative regulation of transcription by RNA polymerase II. The record is from RefSeq and is a predicted model, not a curated record. The transcript is spliced from 3 exons.